CACUAGUUAGUGGUUGUGCAGAGCGUUCAGAGCACAAAGCCCGGAGACAGAGCAGCGCUCACCCACCCGUCUGUGCACACAGCUGGACCGGCUGCCGCGCACACAUCAUGGAGAAACCUUGCGAAACUAAUGGGCACAUUGACAAAUACCCGGAGUACACCGCCUGCCAGGUGGAGGAUGAUGGCAAAGCUGCAAAGCAACGUGCAGGGCAGAGAUGUGCCCGGUUCCUGAGAAAGAAUGCCAUAGUCAUACUGACAGUGUCCGGGGUGCUGGUAGGGGUUGGCCUGGGCACAGCAGUCAGGAGCAUGAACCUGACCAAGGCUCAGAUGACCUAUUUUGCCUUCCCUGGAGAGAUGCUUCUGAGGAUGCUGAAGAUGAUCAUCCUUCCCUUGGUGGUGUGCAGUUUGAUCUCAGGCGCUGCCAGCCUAGACACCAGGUCACUGGGCAAGCUGGGUGCUAUAGCUGUAACCUACUUUUUGGUGACCACCCUCAUGGCUUCAGGCUUAGCCAUUGCCCUGGGCUUCAUCAUUAAACCAGGAGCUGGGGCAGGUGCCCUGAACUCCAAUGCCCUAGGCAUAGAAGACACCAUCACAUCCAACAAGGAGACAGUGGACUCUUUCCUGGACCUGGCCAGAAACUUGAUGCCUUCAAACCUCGUUGCUGCAGCCUUUCGCUCGCAUGUUACAGAGUAUAUAACCUACACAAGGAACACAACCAAUGGAACCAUCAUCACUGAACGGAUACCUAUAGGUACAGAGGUUGACGGAAUGAACAUUCUGGGGCUGGUUCUCUUCGCACUUGUAUUAGGAGUAGCCUUGAAAAAGCUGGGGCCAGAAGGGGAAGAACUGAUCCGAUUCUUCAAUGCUUUUAAUGAGGCCACAAUGGUCCUUGUGUCCUGGAUUAUGUGGUACGUCCCUAUUGGAAUUAUGUUUCUUGUUGGGAGUAAGAUCGUUGAGAUGGGAAACCUCGUGCUCUUGGUGACCAGCCUCGGGAAGUACAUCCUGGCAUCUAUUUUGGGUCACAUUAUCCAUGGAGGGAUAGUUCUUCCACUUAUUUAUUUUGCUUUCACGCGAAAAAAUCCAUUCACUUUCCUACUGGGGCUGAUUACACCUUUUGCAACAGCGUUUGCAACAUGUUCAAGCUCUGCUACUCUGCCGACCAUGAUCAAGUGCAUUGAAGAAAACAAUGGUGUGGACAAAAGGAUUAGCAGGUUCAUACUUCCCAUCGGGGCCACAGUGAAUAUGGACGGUGCAGCCAUUUUCCAGUGCAUGGCCGCAGUGUUCAUCGCCCAGAUGAAUAACUACGAUCUAAACGCCGGACAGAUCUUCACUAUUCUUGUAACAGCUACAGCUUCAAGUGUCGGUGCAGCUGGAAUACCGGCGGGCGGAGUCCUCACUAUAGCGAUUAUUCUAGAGGCUAUCGGUCUUCCCACAAACGACUUGUCACUGAUACUUGCAGUGGACUGGAUAGUGGAUCGGACCACUACGGUGGUAAAUGUUGAAGGAGAUGCUCUUGGUGCAGGAAUUCUUCAUCAUCUCAACCAAAAGGAAGCAGCAAAGAAUCAGCAGGAACUAAAUGAUAUUUAUGUUGAGGCUGUGCCAAACUGCAAGUCUGAAGAGGAAACCUCUCCCCUUGUAAUGCACAGGGACCAAAUCUCAAACCCAUCGGGCAUAGCCAUGCCGGAAUCAAAGGAAUCUGUCCUGUGAUGAGCCAUGCAUGCUGUGCUAUGUUUUUUGGUUAGGCUGCUGGUCGGUCCUUAAGACCAGACACUGCUCACUGCCAGUAUGAGCUGCUAGAGUCUAGAUUAUUGACUCCUUAAUAUUUCCUCAGAAUCCUUCAACAAUUAAUAUGUGCUGACAACCACUAAAAUACAUCAGCAGGAUAAUAAUGCCUGUAUAGAUUUUUUUUUUCAGUUAUGGUUCAAUGCCCAAUCCCUGUACUGUUGUGUAAUGCUGAGACCAGAGUCACACCUAGUGUAAGCACAUACUUAUCAGGUACCCUGGAGACAGGGACUGGUGCCAAAGUCCCUAGUAUGCCUCAGCUAUAGCAAACUGCUGGGUCUCUUGUAAAAUAAUAAUUCAUCUAUAUUAAUCUAGAUAGAAACUAAGUGGGCAAUCACUGAGGAUUUAAGGUUUAGAAUGAAUGGACUAUGGGACCUGGGAUUUAGGCAAUUGUUUUUUGUCUUCUUAUGUUUAUUUGUAAAAUGUUCUACAAUAUUGUGCCAGUCUCCAGAUGUUAUGGCAGACUUGCCAACACAUGGCACAUGUUUAUUGUAAUUUUUUGUGAUGUGCCAAUUUUAGAAAACGUUGAAAAAUAAACCCUAACAAUUAAAAUGUAAGUACUUUAAAGCAGACCUGUGCUCUACACAUAGUGAAGGCCAGUAUUUUGGUGGCAGAUCCAUUAUCCACCCAGGCAGUUCCAUAGAAACUAGUGACAUCCCUGAGGUAUGUGGCUGUGAGGGAGAUGUAUCAAACCUGGGAGAAAUAUAAAGUGGAGAGAUAAAGUAUCAACCAAUCAGCCCCUGACUCACUUUUUAAACACAGCCUAUAAAAUGACAAUUAGAAGAUGAUUGGUUGGUACUUUAUCUAUCUCAACUGUCUUUCUAAUCCCUAAAAUAACGUAAGUGCACUAGUGUCUCUUCCCUAGCAGAAUGUUCCCCUUUUGGGCCUGAUGUAUGUAUCUGUAAGGAUAAAGGAUACAUUCUCUGUUGGCUCUAAGAAGAGGUAGUCGUAUGUACAUUGCAGUGUACUUUAUUAUAUGUCUGCUAAGAUAAGAACCACUUGGCCCACCCAGUAUGCCCUAAACACAUGCACGCACUUACACACUAGGGUUCAUUUUUAUCAUGUGCCAAUUAACCUACUAGUAUAUUUUUUGGCGUGUGGGAGGAAAGUGGAGUACCCGGAGAAAACCAACGGAAGCACAAGAAGAAUAUACAAACUCCACACAGUUAAUCAAACCCAUGAUCUCAGUGCUGUGAGAUAGUAAUGCUAACCAUUACACCAUCUGUACUAAUCAAAAAUACAAUAUACAGCACAGGGUAGUACAGUCACUGGAAUAUUAGUUCAAAAGGUUUAAACUACAAAACAGGCAUCAAUGAUUGAGAGGUAGAUUUUAUUUUAAAUCUUGGAGAGAGAUAAAGUACCACCCAGCCAGCUCUUUUCAUUUUACAGGCUGUGCUAGAAAAAUUACAGAAGCUUAUUAAUUGCUAUGAGCAACUUCUCCACUUUAUCUCUUUCCAAGAUAUGAUAAAUUUCCCCCAUUGUGCAUAAAUGACUUGUCCUAUACCCUUUCAGGAGGGUACAGCUAUACGGCAGAGAAGGUGUAUCAUGCACAUUACCAAUUUAUAGUCCGCUGCGCAGUAGUCUCCAUUAUUCAAAUUACACCGCACAGUAGCGCCCGGAUCCGUAACUAGACUUUUUGGUGCCUUGUGCCAUAGGGAGAAUUGCCCCCCCCCCCUCCUCAUUUUUCCCAUAGGGGCAUAAGGUACAGGCCUCAUGGGGAAGGGGCAUGACAAGAUUGAUACAAAGAGAAAGCCCAUGUUAUAAUGCCCAUUCCCACAUUAUAUAUACAGUAUAUAUUACACACACAUUUAACAAGAAUCCUCUUUAUACCACAUUUAUGCACUUAACUUGAGAGCUCGUUGUUAUUCAGUUACAAUACCCUUUAUUAAAUCCUGGGUAUGGCAGUAUUGAAUAUACUGCCAUACCCAGGAUUCAAACCUUUAACCUGUUGAAUUCUAAUCACACACCCUACUCAUUGAGCUAUUUGAUCCUACAUUAAAACUAUGAACACUAUGUGAAGCUACUGGUGCUUUGUAUAAAAAAAUAAUCAGCAUUGCAAUUGAGCAGAUCUAUGUAGUGUACAGCCACACAUCCAAAAUCUUGCUGCCACACACUACAUAGAUCUGCUCAGCUGCAAUGCUGAAUAUUUUUCACAAAGUACAAGGUAAGCUUCAAAUAGUUAGAAUUCUCUAGCUUAAAAUUCUCUAGCUUUCUAUGCCAAGGCCAACAGCUCAAUUAAUAGAUUGUCUGACUGCAAUGCCACAGGCAAUGGGUUUGAAUACCGGGUAUGUCAGCAUCUUGAAAUGUAAUAAAGGACGGUGUGACUGACUAACAAAGAAAUCUCAAGUUGAGUUCAUGAAUGUUGUAUUGGUAUUAGAGACAGAAUGGGUCAGGGUAGGAGACAGGGGCGGACAGGAGAUGCUUGGUUUCACAAAGGGAGAAAGCUGCAAGUGAAAAGGAAUUAAAAUAGAUAAUUUCCAAGUGCUACCAACAGCGCCCCCUAUCUUGCAGCGCUAUGUGCAGUGCCCCUUCCGCACACACCUAGUUACGGCCCUGACUAAAGUGUACAUGCCCUUUAAAUACUGAAGUGUUUUAUCCACAUUUAAUAAAAGUUAUUUAUAUCCAUGACAUUGAGGACAUACAUAGCAGUGGAUCAGUCUAUUAUACCACUUUCACACCUAACACCUGGCUCUGAACACAGGGAUGGAGAUGGGUUUAGGUCACUUACCCCUUUCACACCGAGGAUGGACGUGAUUUUCCCAUGUCGUUGCUGCUCAAACCAGCCUCGGGUCUUCCAGUGACCCGGGUUUUCCAUCUAACAGUGGACGCUUAGAGAUGUGUCAUCCAGGGGCACCACAAUGUUUUUAUUGGGGGAGAUAUUUCAGUUUGGCACCCCUAAAUUGCUGAAUGUCGUCACCUCAGGGGCAGCUGGGGAUGGGGGUGCGCAAGGGAGGGAGAGAAAGGAUGAAGGGGAGCUGAGGGGUAAGUGGGGAGGUGAGAAGUGUCGCAGGGCUGGUCCCAGAGGAGGGGCCAGCCCACAGUAACUAGCCACACACUGCAGGGGUUGUAGCUGGGUGCUGGGCAGAGGAAGACCCAGGAGGCAGGCGGAGAAGGGCUGUGGGGAGGGAGGAGGUGGAGCAGCCGGAAAGGGGAUUAUCUCCAUCCUGUUUUUACAACAUGUUGCCUGUGCCUGUUUUGGAGCUAAAGCGGCUCAUAGGAGCUGGACGCAUUUGUGUUCGUUUGUGCAAAUAGGGGGGGUAAUUCCAAGUUGAUCGCAGCAGGAUUUUUUUUAGCAAUUGGGCAAAACCAUGUGCACUGCAGGGGAGGCAGAUAUAACAUGUGCAGAGAGAGUUAGAUUUGGGUGGGUUAUUUUGUUCCUGUGCAGGGUAAAUACUGCCUGCUUUAUUUUUACACUGCAAAUUAGAUUGCAGAUUGAACACACCACACCCAAAUCUAACUCUCUCUGCACAUGUUAUAUCUGCCUCCCCUGCAGUGCACAUGGUUUUGCCCAAUUGCUUAAAAAAAAUCCUGCUGCGAUCAACUUGGAAUUACCCCCAUGGUGCAGAUUUGGAUGAAUCUUGCACUUAUGAAAUCCCACCUUCAGAGAAAUGAAAUGGGGGAGGGGUGUGUGGUAAAGUGCUGAGUACAUUUAACUAUGAAUGAAACAGAAGAGGACACAUGCGCAUGUGGCUUCCUAGUGAGAGCGCUCAGCGCCAAUUGCAAAACAGGCAUUGAUGAUGAUGAUAUUCAGCAGCUGCUUCUGAUUGGCUAAUUGUGUCUGGGCUCCUGCUACACAUAAGUCACCAGUGUAGCUGCUAUUUUAUAUGAAGUCACAGCCACCUACCUGUAAUUGCAAACUGCAGCAGUUAUAAAUACAGGUAUUCCCAUUCGAUUUUUAAAAGGAAAGACGGAUGUUUAUAUUUUAUUUAAUUCAAUUUAAUUUGUACUUUUAUUUUGUAUUUGUUUCUGUAUAUAUUUGUACUUAACAUGAUACCUGUGACUUUCACAUUUAAUAAGAACACUGCAGACACUUUUCUAUCCUAUUUACAAAACACUUACAUAAAAAUAUGGUGUAUAAAUUGGGUAAUGUGGCUUUACUAUCUACUACUAACACUGUCAGGUUGUUACUGGUGUAAUCUAAGCACCUAUGCACUUGGCUUACACCUGUAACAUGUGUAAGCCUGCUGUAGAACUGGGUGCAUAUUGUGAUGCAUUCGGCACAUAAACAUAAUUUAGGGGGAGCUUUAUCAAAUUUUGGAGAGAGAUAAAGUGGAAACGGUGCUCAUAGCAACCAAAUCAGCUUCUGCCAUUUUUCUAGCACAAUCUGUAAAAUGGUUUAGAAGCUGAUUGAUUGGUACUUUAUCUUUCUCCACAUUAUCUCUUUCCAAGAUUUGAUAUAUCUCCCCAUUAGCCUUUUUUUUUACCAGCUGCAUUUUAUACCUGUAUUUUUUAAGUAAACUUUGUCCAACUGUGCAUGAGCCCCUUUGUUCUUUCUGAGCUUCAGGUUAAAGAUUGACCGUGAGGAGGUGGAGAGCGGAUUGUUGGAUAUUAAUGGUACAGGCUAUAAAGUGUCCUUGACUAAUUAAUCACAAAAUGCCUUAUAUUACUUAAUAAAAAAAACUUUUGUAAAGUGUUUAAGACAGUGUAUUAUGUCAGAAAUGUUGAAAAGAAAGCCAGGAUGUCAUAAAAAUGAGAAUGAGAAGUUUUGAUCGAUAUUGAACAGGAUUCUCCUCCUUCUGUACAGAUGAAUGUAAUGUAUUUACUAUCUACUAUAUAUGUCUCUGUAAAACUGGAAAUCACCUUUGAGGAAGUUUAUGCCAUAGCUAACAAUGGGGCAGAUGUAUUAAGCCUGGAG
Pseudophryne corroboree (corroboree frog) is the source of this 6636-nucleotide messenger RNA. It is a transcript of the gene SLC1A4, whose product is annotated as solute carrier family 1 member 4. The coding region runs from base 108 to 1706 and encodes 532 amino acids. Lineage: Eukaryota; Metazoa; Chordata; Amphibia; Anura; Myobatrachidae. Gene Ontology annotation, molecular function: L-alanine transmembrane transporter activity; L-threonine transmembrane transporter activity; L-serine transmembrane transporter activity. Gene Ontology annotation, cellular component: plasma membrane. Gene Ontology annotation, biological process: L-glutamate transmembrane transport; L-serine transport. The transcript has 8 exons. The record is from RefSeq and is a predicted model, not a curated record.